Cuscuta europaea is the source of this 5492-nucleotide messenger RNA. NCBI's taxonomy places the organism in Eukaryota, Viridiplantae, Streptophyta, Magnoliopsida, Solanales, Convolvulaceae. The record is from the annotation of a GenBank genome assembly.
UCCUGAUUGCAUCCUUUCUCCUGCAGCUCCCAUUCAUGACUUUCAAGAGUUCUCAUCUGGACCGAAGUCAUCUAACUCGGCUCCUGAUGCAUUCUAGAGGUAAGCUCUCUUUAGCUCUUCUUCAUCAGCUUGAUUAAUUUCUUAUUUUCAAACUUGGGCCUUAUCAUUCAUUUCUAAAGUAGUACGGAGUAAUAUAAAAUCAGCACAUGCUGCGCAAUUAUAAAUUAAACAAACGUCUUUAUAAUUGGGAGCUAUUAGCAACGAGCUAUAUACUCCCUCCGUCCCGAAAUAAUCGUCUUGUUUUGACCUUCACACAGAUUAAGAAAACAAAGUUGACUUCACACUGUAGCGAUACUGUUUGGCACUGUAGCGACACUGUUUGGCACUGUAGUGACACUGUUUGACACUGUUUUGACACUGUUUUGUAUAGAUUUGUUUACCAAAUGAGAAAAUGAGACAAUUAUUUCGGGAAGGAGAGAGUAUAAUGAAACAAGGAGAUAAAACAAUAAAUCAAGAUUUCACUCUCCACCAGUUUACCAGAUUAAAGCUUAGUGUUUGUAAUUGUUAUUGAUUUUUACCUGCCGUUUGCAUGAACUUGAUUUUGACAAAAACUUUCCCUUUCUUCUUUUUGAUUAAAGUUUUCUAGUAAAGAAUUCAGUAGUAUCCAAAUGUUACUUUGGUUUUCUCUUUUCAAUAUAUUUUAAAUACAAUUGUCAAUUCCGAUUUUCUUUGUACAAAAUGAUAUCUUUUUACAAUUAUACAUUCAAUCAGUUGUUUCGAUCAAUAUAUCAAAACAUUUUCUAUUUAGCAAUUUCAACAAUUUCAAUCAGUCAAUUCAAUCAGUUAUCACUGUUAUAGGCCCAUAGACUCUUAGCAUGUUAGGAUGUUUUCGUUUGGAUUGAAAUUUGUUGGUCUGAACUGAUCUGCUCUGUUACUUUUCUAUUCUCUAUGUACUCCGUAUUUUAUAACUACGACAGUCUGGUUUGAUUUGGUCUUAUCUGUUUUGGUAUGUUACAUACAUACUUCAAACUUCACCCCAAGGGAUGACUAGUCGACUCAGAUUCAAUUAGGAUUUGAAUUUUUAUCACUCUAAGAGCAUCUUCAAUGUUAAAACGUUAACAAUGCAUACGUAGCAUGAGAGAUAGACAAUGAAAUCACAAUAAAUAGAAUAUCUCUCUCCUUAUUUGAAGGAUCUUAUAUCAUUUUGGUAAGUUUUUCUUCACAAUGUCAAACACAAUGUCUAGAUGCAUGUAGACAUUGUGGUUGAUAUUGCAGGGAAAAACUUACCAAAAACACAUAAGAGCGUGAAAAGACGGAGAGAGAAAUGUUAUAAAAUCAAUCUUUUGUGUCUAUCUCUCUCAUGCCACAUGACAUUGAAAAUGCUCUAAUAAAAUAAUUAAUGUGUGGCUUUAAUUGAGUUGACUAGUCAGUCUAACAUGUAAGGUGUGUUUUGAGUCAUCCAUCCAUCGUGCAUUUUUCUUCUUUCUCCCAUUUUUAACGUGAUGUAUCAUGAUGGGAAUGUUUUUUGUCCUCAAAUUUUUCGACGAAACUACGGAGUAGUUUUCAGCAGAUAAAACUGAAAUGAUAUUAAAGAGUGUUACAUCAAGUCAUCAACGUUAUUUUAUUUAUCAAUAUAAAACUCUUUUGUUAUGUGAAAAAAGCCAAUUAAAUCUGCAUAUAUCAAAAUUACUUGAUUGAAUUUUGAAGAGAAAGCGUCAUUCCAUUUAACAGUUUUCUUUAACCACAAUUAGACACAACAGUAUUUCAAUAAAUACUUUUAUUCUAAUCCUUAUUUUGAAAAAAAAAAACUCCAUAAAAUUAUAACGAAAUAGGAACUUUAAAACUUUUAAAGUUCACCAUAAAAGCUCUUUAUCAAAACAAGGGUUUCUUUAAUGAACUUUUAAAAAAAAUGAAUAAAUUGAGAGUUGAUAACCAAUACGUAUUAUUCGGUCAAUGUUCUUACAAAUAUGUAACUUUUGAUUUCAUGUGUACGAAUUAUGUAGUCAAAAUAAGUAAAGUUUAAAUUGUUUUGUGGUUGAAUCGAUUGAAGUAGAUCUCAUUUAAGCUAGUUUUCAUUUUAUUUUUCUUUGUUAACUAAUGAAAUACUACACCUACUUUAGUUAUGAAUUGUCUAUAAUUCAAUAGAAUCAGCCAGUGGAACUGGUCCGUUUUAUCUAUAAUUUUAUCAAUUUGAAAUGUUAUCAAUGUGCGUCGAUUUUAAUACCCAGGUAAAGGAAGAAAAAAUUAAAAAAUUCAACAUAAUCAGCCAAUGUGCAUGAAAAUACGUAUCCUUUGUAGAAUUGAGGACAAUAUUUGUUUGACUUGUGAGUGGCAAGAAUGAUAAUGAGAUUUUAAUAUCAUGAACCCAACAACCGAAAAAUAUCCUUUACUUCAGAGGACACCAAAUUAUCCAUCUUUUCUUCUAAAACAGACCCACUAAAUACCUUUUAAAACAAUCAAUCGAUUAUUAAUUAUAUGAAUUGGCUUGUAAAACAGGGGAAUUAGGGUCGACAAUACUAUAUUCAGUAGCACGCGGACUUUGUAAGUAGAGACAAAAGAGUAUGGAUUAUGGAAGUAAUAAUUACACAUAUCGACAUAACAAAAGAUGUUUUGUAUUGAACUGUUUUGGGCCUGCCACAUCAAACCUUAUCAGGCCACAGUUAAACAGAAUAAACAAGAUUAGAUUUAAACAGACCAGUCAAGACCAACAAAUUUCAGUGAGAACAUCCAAAAGAGUGGUGCUAUGCCACAAACUUGGCUUGCCUAGUACCGAUACUAUGGGUGUAAAUACCUCGUAGAUGCUUAGAAAAACCGACUCGAGUUUGAUCAUAUUUAGAGUUUUAAACUUGACUUGAGUUAAAAAAUUUAACAAGCUCGAUUAAAGUCUUUUUAUUUUAGGUUCAGGAUUCAUGAGCUGAUUCACGAGCCUUGAUGUAAAGAUACAUACACAUACAUACUUCGGGUAUAAUAUUUAUAUACAAUUAUAUACUCCCUCCGUUCCUAAAUAAACUUUCAACUUUCCUUUUUCGUCCGUUCCAAUUAAAACUUCCACUUUUCCUUUUUGGUAAAGAAUUUGUGGUUCACAACAUUUCUUACACAUUUCUCUGUCCUCUGCACAACUCUCCACCACACAAUAUCCACUAUCUUAAACUUUGUGCCAAACCCAUUUGGAAGUUAAAAUGGGAACGGAGGUAGUACAUAGCAUAUACUAGUAAUAAACUUGAAAGAUUUGUAAUUUAUGGUUAUUCUAUUUUCAAUACUUAUUAUUAUACAGUUAAUAGGAAAUAAUUAUGCAUAUAGUACAUAAUAAUACGGAGUAUUGAUUACAGAGUAUUAUUAUCAUAACCAUGCAACAACAUACGAAAACAUGAAGGUAGGAUAAAAAGAAUAAGAAAAAAAAGAAUACUACCUCCGUUCUGAAAAGGUUUGGCAUAUUGAGUUGUCUUGAUCAAUGAUGACAAACUUUGAAAAAUGAUUUUAAUUUUUAUAUUUGUAUAUAAUUUAUAAAUUUUAUACUUUUAUGAAAAUAUUUUGAAUAAGGAACAUUUUUAUAUAAUUUUCACAUUUCAAAUAUUUUCGAAUUAAAAAUAUCAUUGGUCAAAGUUGAAUGUCAUUAACCAAGAAAAAUUAAUUUGACAAACCUUUUCGGGACGGAGGGAGUAUAAGAUAAGACAACAUAAGAAAGAUAAAAUGAAAUAUUGAUAAGGAAAAAGGGGCAAAUAAGCCAACGUACUAAUAAAAAAGGUCAAAUAAGCCCUUAUAUAGGAGGUUGUGUUCGGCUGUUGCCAUUUGGGGCAGUUUCCGGUGGAAUUUUUUUAUGACAUUUUUUGAGAAUCUUAUUCAUUAAGUCUAGUUUACUAAUACCAAAUUUCAGCUAACAAUUCAAUUGGGAAGGCAUUCAAAUAAAUUUUUGAAGAUAACUGUGCUUUUAACUGCGCAGCUAUAUUCAAGAAGUCAUUUGAAUGCCUUCCCGAUUGACGUUUUAGCUGAACUUUGGUAUGAGUAAACUAGACUUAAUGAAUAAUAUGAUCAAAAAAUUUCAUAAAAAAUGUCCACCGAGAACCGCCCUAAAUGACGAUGGCCGGAGAUAGCCUCCUAUAUAAGGGCUUAUUUGAUCUUUUUUGGUUCGUACGUGAGCUUAUUUGCCCCCUUUUCCUAUUAAUAAUUUGGAAAGUAGAAAUUUUAUUUUUAGCUCAUGAACCGGCUGGAGAUCGAAUCAAGCUCAAGCUAUUAUAUUGAGCAUCUUAUUUGAGCUCAGUCUUAUAAAAAUUAAUUAGCAUAACUCGGUCCAAGAUCGAAUCAAGCUCGAGCUAAGCUCAACUCGAGUUCAAGAUCGAAUUAUUUAGCUCUUCCAAGCUCGAGUUCGUAAAUUCUUAUCAAGUUCGAGCUCCAGUACACCAAUGUUUGAGCUCAGUUCGGAAUUUUGCACCCCUACCCGAUUUGCAGACAAAAUCAACAUUGCCUCUACUUUCUUCAGAAAAUUAAGAAAGACAAAAUCAAGAAGAAAAAAUGGCUGGAACUGAUAGAGUGAAUCAUCAGAAUCAAGAACUAGUACCAACUGGAAAAUUAGGUAAAAUAAUGCCAGUACUAGAAGCAAUGAGGCGUCCACGUGGCAGGCCGGCCGGGUCAAAGAACAAGCUGAAACCGCCGGUUAUCAUCACGCGGGACAGCGCGAAUGCGCUUAAAGCACACGCGAUGGAGGUCAGCUCCGGCUGCGACGUCAACGAGAGCCUCCUGAGCUUUGCCCGGAGAAAGCAACGGGGAAUAUCCGUCCUGAGCGCGACGGGGUCCGUCACCAACGUGACGUUGCGUCAACCAGCGUCCUCGGGAUCAAUCGUGACCCUCCACGGGAGGUUCGAGAUCGUAUCUUUGCUCGGCUUGAUUCUGCCACCCCCGGCCCCGCAGGGGGUGACGGGGCUGACCAUAUUCCUCGCCGGAGCGCAGGGGCAGGUGGUGGGUGGGUCCGUGGUCGGUGCACUUAUCGCCUCUGGUCCGGUCGUGAUCAUGGCCGCAACUUUCUUGAAUGCCACUUAUGAUAGGCUGCCAUUGCAUGAUGAUGAACAAGUCAUUUCCACGGCCAACCACCACCACCAGAAUGGCGGCGGCUAUCAGAAUGUGGAGGUUUCUGACAUAUAUGGGUUGCCACAGAGUCUAAUUAGUGGCGGCGGUGCUUUACACCCAGUUGAGGUUUACACUUGGGCACCGCCCAAGAAUUUGUCAAAACCAUAGAUGCUGUUAUGCGCCAGAAUUCCAGAAAUUAUUAUUCUAGAGAAACGAUACUCCUCUAGACUUUCAUCAAUGUUCUUAAUUUAUUUUACUUCUCAUAGCUAAAUAAGAAAAAGUGUAUCUAUAUGAUAAUCAUUCAAUGUAUGUUAUUAUUAGACCAACUUAUCUUAUGUUUAACAGAUUAUGAUGUUCAAUUAACAAUGAAUAUGGGAUACAAUGUACGUAAUUAUCUUCAAUAUCAAGCUGAAACAAAAGCCUCCUUUCAU